AUGAUUCGGUCGCAGUGGCUUUCUCUCCUUUUGGCCGGCUUGAUCGCCGUCCCGGCGGCUCUUGCCAUUGACCUCAACAUCGAUGAUCCCAAUUCCCUCAAGGAUGUGGCCAAGCAGGCCGCGACUGACAUGAUCGCCUACUACAACGGCCGCGCGUCCAGCGACAUCCCCGGUAAAAUGGACGACACCUGGUGGGAAGGCGGUGCCAUGUUCAUGACCCUCAUCCAGUACUGGUACUGGACCGGCGACAGCCAGUUCAACGGCAUCGUUCAGGACGGCAUGUACUUUCAAAAGGGCAAUGACGACUACUUCCCCUCCAACUACAGCCAGUAUCUCGGCAACGACGACCAAGUCUUUUGGGGAUUGGCCGCAAUGACUGCUGCGGAAUUGAAUUUCCCGGAGCAGGAUAGCGAGCCGUCGUGGCUAGCGCUCGCUCAAGGUGUCUUCAACACCCAAGUGCCGCGUUGGGAUACCAGUAACUGCCGGGGUGGGAUGCGCUGGCAGAUCUGGCCCUGGCAGGACGGAUACACCACCAAGAACGCCAUCUCCAACGGAGGGCUGUUUCAGCUCGCCGCUCGUCUGGCCCGUUUCACCAGCAACCACACUUAUGCGGACUGGGCGGAACGCAUCUGGGACUGGAGUGCCACAACUCCAUUGUUGAGCGAGGCCGGUUGGACCAUCGCCGACACGACCUCGUGUGCCUCUCAAUGCACAGAUCACGGCGAUUUCCAAUGGAGCUACAAUUACGGCACCUACAUCAGCGGGGCUGCCUACAUGUACAACCACACUGAUGGUGCGGAGAAGUGGAAGGAUGGAAUCAACGGGCUGUGGGGGACCGCACAGCAGUUCUUCCCAACCCUAGGGUUUGACGGAGAUGAGGGCAACACCAUGGCCGAGAUCAGCUGCGAGCUGGGCGAGGAUUGCGACCGCAAUCAAUCCUGCUUCAAGGCAUUCUUUUCCACCUGGCUCGCCUUCAUGACCACCCUCGUGCCCUUCACCACCGAGCAGGUGAUGGCCAAGCUCCGGACGAGUGCGCAGGGAGCCGCCAAGCAGUGUACAGGCGGUACCAACGGCCAACAAUGCGGGCGGCGGUGGUAUCAGUCGACCUGGGACGGCACGCAGGGUUUGGAGCAGCAGAUGAGCGCGCUAGGCAUCUUCUCCGCAAGCCUGGUUGACGACCAACAAGCGCCGCUGACGUCCAGGACGGGCGGAACCUCGAAGAGCAACCCGGGUGCGGGAACAAGUAACUCGAACGAUGAUGCCCCGCAGUUGCGACCCAUCACCACGGGCGAUCAGGCUGGGGCGGGUAUCGUGACCGUCAUGUUCGUGGCCGGAUGGGUGCUGUCCGUGACGUGGAUGAUCCGGGGCGGUUGA
Messenger RNA from Penicillium lagena, 1374 nucleotides. RefSeq names its product glycoside hydrolase family 76 protein. The transcript has 3 exons. Bases 1 to 1374 code for a protein of 457 amino acids. Lineage: Eukaryota; Fungi; Ascomycota; Eurotiomycetes; Eurotiales; Aspergillaceae. Gene Ontology annotation, biological process: fungal-type cell wall biogenesis; carbohydrate catabolic process. The record is from RefSeq and is a predicted model, not a curated record. Gene Ontology annotation, molecular function: mannan endo-1,6-alpha-mannosidase activity.